AUGCAGACUGAAAUAAACUCACCGGCGUUACUCGAUUCACUAAAAUGUCCAAUUACGCAUGAAUUAUUUCGUGAUCCUGUUAUUGGCGCUGAUGGUCAUACAUAUGAACGAAAGAAUAUCAUAGCAUGGAUUCAAAAACAUGCUACAAGUCCAAUCACACGUGAAUCAAUGGAUUUGCAGACAUUAAGACCAAAUUAUAUUGUAAAAAAGAUGGUCGAUGAAUUUUUAUCAUUGUCAUCACAAAAAAAAUAUCAUUUUCGUCUUGAUAUUGAUGUAUGUAAAACUAAAGAACGGCCAAUGUUUCAAAGUUCGAGUAAAACAAUUUAUGAAGCAAAAUGGAUGUUAAAUCAUGGGCCGCCUAUUGUAUUAAUUAAGAUUGAUGGAGCUAGAGCAAAAUGUGAAGCUAGCUUUUAUGUACAACUUAGUUGUCAUCCACAUAUUGUUCGAACUUAUGGAUUAGUUGAUAGUGACUCACCGGAUAGUAUUAUCUUGGUUCAAGAACAUGCACCUGAGGGUGAUCUCAGGCAUCUUUUACGUAGUAAUAAUUUUCAACCGACUUUUGAAGUUUUACUUGAAAUUUUCUGGCAAAUUGUUGAUGCUAUGAUUUGUUUAGCAGAUAAUCGAAUAAUUCAUGGUGAUCUAGCAUGUCGUAAUGUACUCGUUUUUCGAUCAAGUUCUAACCAAUCUACAGAAAUAUUAGUUAAACUAACUGAUUUUGGCCUUACUCGAGCUAGUCCACUUUUUUCAGUAUUUGACUCACCGACAUCAUCUACAAUGACAAUGAUUCCAGUUCGUUAUGCUGCGCCUGAAAUACUCUGUGAUACAUCUUCGACUAGUUAUUCGGAAAAGUCAGAUGUUUAUUCUUUUGGUAUUCUAAUGUGGGAGGCAUGUUCAAAAGGUGCAAUACCUUAUGGAGAUUUAAAAACAAGUGAUAAUGUGUAUCAAGAAAGAUUAAAAGGAAAAUUACUUGAACGACCACAUAUGUGUUCUAGUGAAUUUUGGAACAUUAUUGUAAACUGUACACAACAAGAACCGAAUAAAAGACCUAAUUUCAAAGCUAUCCAAGAAGAUUUACUCAGAUUGCGAUUUCAAAAUAAAGGAGAUUCGUUGAAUAGAAGAUAUUUAACACAAGUAAGAGAUAAAACGGAAAAUAUUUCAUGA
Molecule: messenger RNA, 1161 nt
Organism: Rotaria sp. Silwood2
Lineage: Eukaryota; Metazoa; Rotifera; Eurotatoria; Philodinida; Philodinidae
Source: the annotation of a GenBank genome assembly